AUGCCUGAGAGUAACUGUGCUGGCAACCUUCCUGCUCCUACUACUGUGGUAUCUCUUUGCGUCUCAAUGUCUCCUCAAGCUAGGGCGAAGAGGAAAAUUGCUGCCCUCAUGGAAGAGGUCGAAAAUUUGAAGCAGGAGAAAGCGAUAAAACAAGGUGGUUGCAAAAACACCUACUAUGUUUCCCAGGGACGAGCACUUAGGAUGGUUGUUCUUUACUGCCCAUUAGAAGAUCUGGUUGCGAGAAUGACCGGCGUUGCGAAGACUCAGACGGCGACCACACAAUCGAGUAAGCAUUCAUGUUCAUGGUACCAUGUUUAUCUUAACGAUGAACAGACAAACCGCCUUCAGCACGGCUACAUUGAAUCACUCAAGCGAGGAGCUGAUUCAGCUCAUGGUGACGACACGGGAACUCUCAAAGAGCUCGUGGCCUCAUGGGUUAACAUUGAGUGUCGUUCCGCCUUCGUUUCUAAGAGCAGACCGAUAAGCACCAUCGAAGGUUUCGUGAACGAUGCGUGUGGUAAGCUACUCUGCCCAGCGGAAUGGUGCUGGGAGGAUCCAGUCGUCAGGGCGGAAUUCGUGACCCGCUACCACCGCUUUUAUUGUUUCCGAAAAUUCUUGGCCUAUGUUCAUAAUCUGGAGCGUGGUCUCUUCAAGUUCCAAGCUAUUAGUCAUGGUAUGAGGAAGGGUAACUCCUCGCGCGAUCGCAUAUGCAGCUUGCCAGACUUCUUCGAGGAUCCUCCAGGUCCAGCUGCGCUAGCAAGGGUGAACAAGCUUCUCAAAUGGUGGACCAGAAAAGUGUUCGGACGAAAUCAUGGUCAGGACUUAACACCGGAUGUUAUUCUUCACAUGUCUGUCAACAGUCUCGCUUCCCAGAGACAGCAAAUGGAGGACGCUGCAUUCAACUCCAACUAG
This is a messenger RNA of Suillus fuscotomentosus, 912 nucleotides long. RefSeq lists its product as uncharacterized. Lineage: Eukaryota; Fungi; Basidiomycota; Agaricomycetes; Boletales; Suillaceae. The record is from RefSeq and is a predicted model, not a curated record. The coding region runs from base 1 to 912 and encodes 303 amino acids. The transcript is spliced from 8 exons.